UCCUCGUUAAUUAUUAUUUCCUCAUCACAAUAACAACAACAAUUAAAAUAACAAUAAUAUUAAUAUCAAUAAUAAUAAUAAUAAAAAAUGCUGGUGAUCUUGCUCUUCCAGUUCCUCACACCUCUCUGCAGAUCCUAGAUCUGCGAUCAAUUUCACCAUUUUCAAGCAAAUCUCAAAAGAAGAAGAAGAAGAAGAAGAAGAAGAUGUAUAUGGCAUAUGGGUGGCCUCAGGUGAUCCCUCUUGAGCAGGGAGUAUGUUCCUCCGCCCCGAAAAUCGUGUACCUCAAAAUCAUCAACCGUUUGUUACUUGUUGUAUCCCCAACUCACUUUGAACUAUGGAGUUCUUCCCAGCAUAGAUUGAGAUUGGGGAAGUACAAGAGAGAUGCGUAUUCUUUGCAAAAGGAAGGGGAAAACUUGCAGGCCGUGUGGAGCCUUGAUGGCAAAUUAAUCGCCAUUCUUACAUCUUCUUUCUUUCUUCACAUUUUUAAGGUCCAGCUUUCAGAUAAACGGAUACACAUUGGAGGGAAGCAACCCUCUGCUUUGUGCCUAGCUGCUAUAUCCCUUCUGCUUUCCGAGCAAGUUCCUUUCACAGGAAAGGAUUUGUCCAUGAGCAAUAUUGUUUGUGAUAAUAAAUACUUGCUGCUUGGACUUUCUGAUGGAAGUUUAUAUAGUAUGUCUUGGAAGGGGGAGUUCUAUGGGGCUUUUCAAUUUGAUCGAUGUCCUCCAGCUAGCUUUGAAGAUUCUCAAAUACCACUUUCUGUAGAGAAUGGUCUUUCUCCUAAAGGUCACCCAAAGGUUCUUGUGUCCAACCAUGUUACUCCAAAGUCUCAAAUCAGCCAACUAGAACUUUGUCUUCCAUUGAGGUUGCUGUUUGUCUUGUAUUCUGAUGGGCAACUUGUCUCAUGUUCCAUAAGUAAGAAAGGUUUAAAACAGGUUGAUUGCAUUAAAGCAGAAAAGAGAUUGGGAUCUGGUGAUGCUGUAUGCGCUUCAGUAGCCAUUGGACAGCAAAUUCUUGCUGUAGGUACCAGAAGAGGAACAGUUGAGUUAUAUGAUUUGGCUGAUUCGGGAUCACAUAUACGCACAGUCUCUUUGUAUGAUUGGGGAUAUUCAAUGGAUGACACCGGCCCUGUUAGUUGCAUUGCUUGGACACCCGAUAAUUCUGCUUUUGCAGUUGGUUGGAAGUUAAGGGGGCUCACAGUUUGGUCUGUCUCUGGGUGUCGCUUGAUGUCAACAAUCCGACAAAUAGGUUUAAGUUCUGUAUCUUCUCCAAUUGCUAAGCCAAACCAUGAUUGUAAGUAUGAGCCAUUGAUGGGUGGUACCUCACUAAUGCAGUGGGAUGAAUAUGGGUAUAGACUAUAUGCUAUUGAGGGGGAAUCUUCAGGGAGAAUUAUUUCAUUCUCUUUUGGAAAAUGCUGUCUUAGCAGAGGUGUUUCAGACAGCCGACAAGUGAUUUAUGGGGAAGACCGCUUACUUAUUGUGCAGUCUGAAGAGACCGAUGAACUCAAAAUGCUCCAUCUUAAACUUCCAGUUUCUUAUAUUUCCCAAAACUGGCCUGUCCAACAUGUGGCAGCUAGUCAGGAUGGAAUGUACUUAGCUGUUGCUGGCCUCCAUGGUUUGAUACUCUAUGAUAUACGUCUGAAAAGAUGGAGAGUAUUUGGAGAUGUUACCCAGGAACAAAAGAUUCAGUGCAAGGGAUUGUUAUGGCUGGGGAAGAUUGUUGUCGUCUGCAACUAUCUUGUUUCUUCUAACACGUAUGAAUUGCUCUUUUAUCCAAGAUAUCACCUUGAUCAAAGUUCAUUGCUCUAUCGGAAACCAUUGCUUGCCCAACCUAUGGUGAUGGAUGUGUACCAAGAUUAUGUAUUGGUUACUUAUAGACCAUUUGAUGUCCACAUAUUCCAUGUGAAAUUGUUUGGUGACUUAUCUCCUUCGGGAAAUCCUGAUCUACAGCUUUCUGCAGUACGAGAACUUUCAAUUAUGACUGCCAAGAGCCAUCCUGCAGCAAUGCGAUUCAUUCCUGAUCAAAUUCCGAGAGAUUCUAUCUCAAACAACUAUAUUUCAUCUUCAUCAGAUUCGUUAAGAAGAGAGCCAGCAAGAUGUUUGAUAUUGAGAGCCAAUGGGGAACUUUCACUUCUUGAUUUGGAUGACGGACGUGAGAGGAAUCUUACUGAUUCAGUUGAACUAUUUUGGGUUACCUGUGGCCAGUCUGAGGAUAAAACAAAUUUGAUUGAGGAAGUUUCAUGGCUAGAUUAUGGUCAUCGAGGCAUGCAGGUUUGGUAUCCAUCUCCAGGUGCUAAUUCUUUUAAGCAGGAGGACUUCUUGCAGUUGGAUCCGGAGCUGGAGUUUGAUCGCGAAGUAUACCCUCUAGGACUUCUUCCAAAUGCUGGUGUAGUAGUUGGUGUUUCUCAGAGAAUGUCAUUUUCAGCUGGUUCAGAAUUUCCAUGUUUUGAGCCAUCUCCUCAAGCACAAACAAUAUUGCACUGUUUGCUGCGUCAUCUUCUUCAGAGGGACAAAAUUGAAGAAGCUUUAAGGCUAGCAGAUUUAUCAGCUGAGAAGCCUCAUUUUUCACAUUGUCUAGAGUGGCUUCUUUUUACGGUAUUUGAAGCAGAUAUAUCCAGGCCUAAUGCAAACAAGAACCAGCUCUCAGUUCCCAAACAUGCCAAAAGAUCGCUUUUGGAGAAAACCUGUGAUCUUAUCAGGAAUUUUCCGGAGUACCUUGAUGUUGUUGUAAGUGUUGCAAGAAAAACUGAUGGUCGUCAUUGGGCAGAUUUGUUCUCAGCAGCUGGCAGAUCAACAGAAUUGUUUGAGGAAUGCUUUCAACGUAGAUGGUAUCGCACUGCAGCUUGCUAUAUAUUGGUGAUUGCGAAACUUGAGGGUCCUGCUGUUAGUCAGUACUGUGCUUUGCGGUUAUUACAGGCAACACUUGAUGAAUCUCUGUAUGAGCUUGCUGGAGAACUGGUGAGGUUCUUGCUCAGAUCUGGCAGGGAGUACGAUCAGGCAUCAAGUGAUUCAGAUAAAUUAUCCCCCAGAUUUUUAGGAUAUUUUCUUUUUCGUUCUAGUGAGAGGAAGCAGUCAUUGGAUAAAAGUGGCUCGUUCAAGGAGCAAAGUGCUCAUAUUACCUCUGUGAAGAAUAUUUUAGAAAACCAUGCUAGUUACCUGAUGUCCGGGAAAGAGCUCUCAAAGCUUGUUGCAUUUGUAAAAGGCACUCAAUUUGAUUUAGUGGAGUAUCUACAACGCGAAAGAUAUGGGAGUGCUAGGUUGGAGAAUUUUGCUUCAGGGCUUGAACUAAUAAGCCAAAAGCUUCAAAUGGAAACGUUACAGAGCCGGUUGGAUGCAGACUUUCUCCUGGCUCAUAUGUGCUCUGUAAAGUUCAAAGAAUGGAUAGUUGUUCUUGCUACCCUAUUAAGACGAUCUGAGGUGCUUUUCGACUUGUUCCAACAUGAUGUUCGGCUAUGGAAAGCAUACAGCAUCACGCUCCAGUCACACCCAACAUUUGUUGAAUAUCAAGAUUUACUUGAAGACCUUGAACAGAAACUAUCAUCAAUUUCAGAUAGGGAAGAAUAAUAAUAGCUAAUCUGCAUUUCACAUAUGGAAUUUGUUGGUUCCCUGUUGAAGUAAUUUGCUGAGUGGGUUUCAUCGUUCCCCACAAGAUUGUCUGACAAAUCAUGUCACACCAAUUAAGGAGCAUGCAUCGUUCCGUUGUAAUUAAUUGAUUGUGGGGACCGGAAAGCGUAGUUUACGUGCUGGUUUACCAUGAUCCUGUUUACAAAUCAUAUUGGAGGUAAUCCAUUGAAUCCGGAGUAGUGCGUGUAGAUAGAGGUUAGAAGUAUUUGUAGGGAGGCUUGUGCAUGUUUGAGGAUUUCAUUAUUCUUUUAACUUUUUAAUACACAUCUUGUAAUAUGUCUUUUAUUGUAAAAGCAUGAGCAGAUCCAUCUGUACAUAUUAGUUACGCUUCUGAAUUCUGAUAGCUCAACAUUUAUAGCAAGUGGAAUUUAUUGAUCCUGCAACUGGUGCUUUUCUCCA
Arachis duranensis is the source of this 4019-nucleotide messenger RNA. RefSeq lists its product as uncharacterized. NCBI's taxonomy places the organism in Eukaryota, Viridiplantae, Streptophyta, Magnoliopsida, Fabales, Fabaceae. Bases 204 to 3560 code for a protein of 1118 amino acids. The transcript is spliced from 23 exons. The record is from RefSeq and is a predicted model, not a curated record. Gene Ontology annotation, molecular function: protein binding. Gene Ontology annotation, cellular component: Ric1-Rgp1 guanyl-nucleotide exchange factor complex; cytosol; Golgi membrane. Gene Ontology annotation, biological process: intracellular protein transport; retrograde transport, endosome to Golgi.